AUGUCUAAUUCGCUUGCAAAUCAACAAAAUCCACUCAUAAAUUUUCGUCAAACACCAAAUUUUUGCACAUUAAUACUUUCCAUAGCAAACAUAGAUCAAGAUUUGCUCCAGAUUGAUUUUGAGGAUGAAAAGACCACUAUAAAAAUACCAGAUCUAAGUUUUACAACCACAAUUUCACAUCCACCAACUGUCUCGCAAUCAAAUCGGUACUCGACUUCCGCGGAAAAUCUUGUAAUCUUAAUUGAAAAACGCCACAGGAAUCGCGAAUGGCAGAGUAUAUUGAUUGACAACCACGAAAAGUGGUUUUUGACCGAAGAUAAUGUAAAAAAAUGCGCUAAGUUGGCUGAGUCUGGGUCUAGAUGGACCCAUGCUGCGAUUGCUCCAAAAAUCACCUCAAUGCGUGCUUUUCACGAUCGUGAUGGGAUACUUGCUCAGAUUGAGACAACAAUAACAGAACCCAAUUCAAAUACAUAA
This is a messenger RNA of Ambispora leptoticha, 474 nucleotides long. The record is from the annotation of a GenBank genome assembly. Lineage: Eukaryota; Fungi; Glomeromycota; Glomeromycetes; Archaeosporales; Ambisporaceae.